AACGCCGGGCCCGGGGCGCGCGGACCCAGCGGCCGAGACGCGGCGCCGCGAGAAACGCCCUAAAGAGGAGGGGAGAGCGCGGGACGGCGAGAGGGAGGGAGAGCGGCCGGGAGCGCGAGGGCGAGAGCGAGCGAGGCAGCCGCCGGCGGAGCGGAGGGAGCGGGCGAGGGCCGGGCGGGAGGAGCGGGCGCGGCGCGGGCGAGGCUGGGAGCCGAGCGCGCUCACUUGGCCGCAAAGUGCCAACUUCCCCUGGAGUGCCGGGCGCGCACCGUCUGGGCGCGGGGGACAGGAAGGCAGUGGGAAUUUGAUAUUUUAGGGAAGAGAUUCGGAUCUCCCCCGUCCCCUUCCCCUUGUUACUGAUCCCCAUUAAAAAGAAAAACAACAGUAACUGCAAACUUGCUACCAUCCCGUCCGUCCCCCGCUCCUGGCACCAUGAAGGCGGCCGUCGAUCUCAAGCCGACUCUCACCAUCAUCAAGACGGAAAAAGUCGAUCUGGAGCUUUUCCCCUCCCCGGAUAUGGAAUGUGCAGAUGUCCCACUCUUAACUCCAAGCAGCAAAGAAAUGAUGUCUCAAGCAUUAAAAGCUACUUUCAGUGGUUUCACUAAAGAACAGCAACGACUGGGGAUCCCAAAAGACCCCCGGCAGUGGACAGAAACUCAUGUUCGGGACUGGGUGAUGUGGGCUGUGAAUGAAUUCAGCCUGAAGGGCGUGGACUUCCAGAAGUUCUGUAUGAACGGAGCAGCCCUCUGUGCCCUGGGUAAAGACUGCUUUCUCGAGCUGGCCCCAGACUUUGUUGGGGACAUCUUAUGGGAACAUCUAGAGAUCCUGCAGAAAGAAGAUGUGAAACCAUAUCCAGUUAAUGGCGUCAACCCAACCUAUCCAGAAUCCCGCUAUACCUCGGAUUACUUCAUUAGCUAUGGUAUUGAGCAUGCCCAGUGUGUUCCACCGUCGGAGUUCUCAGAGCCCAGCUUCAUCACAGAGUCCUAUCAGACACUCCAUCCCAUCAGCUCAGAAGAACUCCUCUCCCUCAAGUAUGAGAACGACUAUCCUUCGGUCAUUCUCCGGGACCCUCUCCAGACAGACACCUUGCAGAACGACUACUUUGCUAUCAAACAAGAAGUCGUCACCCCAGACAACAUGUGCAUGGGGAGAACCAGUCGUGGUAAACUCGGGGGCCAGGACUCUUUUGAGAGCAUAGAGAGCUACGAUAGUUGUGAUCGUCUCACCCAGUCCUGGAGCAGCCAGUCAUCUUUCAACAGCCUGCAGCGUGUUCCCUCCUAUGACAGCUUCGACUCAGAGGACUAUCCAGCUGCCCUGCCCAACCACAAGCCCAAGGGCACCUUCAAGGACUAUGUGCGGGACCGUGCUGACCUCAACAAGGACAAGCCUGUCAUUCCUGCUGCUGCCCUAGCUGGCUACACAGGCAGUGGACCAAUCCAGCUGUGGCAGUUUCUUCUGGAAUUACUCACUGAUAAAUCCUGUCAGUCUUUUAUCAGCUGGACAGGAGAUGGCUGGGAAUUCAAACUUUCUGACCCAGAUGAGGUGGCCAGGAGAUGGGGAAAGAGGAAAAACAAACCUAAGAUGAAUUAUGAGAAACUGAGCCGUGGCCUACGCUACUAUUAUGACAAAAACAUCAUCCACAAGACAGCCGGGAAACGCUACGUGUACCGCUUUGUGUGUGACCUGCAGAGCCUGCUGGGAUACACCCCUGAGGAGCUGCACGCCAUGCUGGAUGUCAAGCCAGAUGCCGAUGAGUGAUGGCGCUGAAGGGGCUGGGGGAACCCUGCUGAGACCUUCCCAGGACAGCCGCGUUGGUUGGACUCUUGAAUUUUUAAUUGUUAUUCUAUUUUUUAUUUUCCAGAACUCAUUUUUUACCUUCAGGGGUGGGAGCUAAGUCAGUUGCAGCUGUAAUCAAUUGUACGCAGUUGGAAAAGGAAAGCCAGGACUUAUGGGGUGGGUGGGACCAGAAAUUCUUGAGCAAAUUUUCGGGAGAGGAAGAAAGGUCUUCUCAGAAGCUUGAAGGCUCUGGCUUAAGAGAGGAAGAGACUAAUGUGUCCAAUCAUGUUUAAAAAUCAUCCAUGAAAAAGUGUCUUGAGUUGUGGACCCAUUAGCAAGAGACAUUGUCUCAUCAGAACUCAUGAAACUGAUGUAAGGCAAUUAAUUUGCUUUUGUUUUUAGAUCUGGGUGGGCAAAAAAGAGGUGGGUUGGGUGAAACAUAUUUUGGGGUGGGACGUACUCAAAACUGAGAACUAUUUACCUUUCACUCUAGUUUUGAAACAAAGAUGGACUUCGGUGGGGAGGGGCCAAAACCAUUGUUGUGUUCAAAUUUAUUUUAUUAAAUUUUGUGCCAGUAUUUUUUUUUUCUUAAAAAUCGUCUUAAGCUCUAAGGUGGUCUCAGUAUUGCAAUAUCAUGUAAGUUUGUUUUUAUUUGCCGGCUGAGGAUUCUGUCACAGUGAAAGAAAACUGUUUAUAUAGACCCCAUUGGAAAAGCAAAACGCUCUCACUGAGAUCAGGGAUCCCAAAUUCAUGGGACUUAUAAAAGAAGGACAGUUCAUGCUGAUUUGAGUACAGGGGAAUGAUGUGUGUGAAUGUCAUCUACAAUUUAAAAAGUAUUAUCGCAUCCCUUUACUUAUGUGUUAUUAGUGGAUUCUCGGGGUUUGGACUUAAUGUUGAGUUAAGAAGCAUUAAGUCUUUGAACUGAAUGUAUUUUGCAUCCCUGGUUUUGGACCACAGUCAACGUAGGAGCACUGUUGAAGUCAUGGAAAGGAAAUCGAAGGAGGAAGAUUGACUUGGUUCUUUCUUAGUUCUAUACCUGUAGCAUAGAUGACUUGGAAUAAAAGCUGUAUGCAUGGGCAUUACCCCUCAGGUCUUAAGAAAUAAGUCCUGAAUGCAUGUCGUUCUAAACUAACACUCUGUAAUUUAUCUUUUAUGUCUUAUUUUCCAAGAAUCCUCCAUUUUUUGCACCGCCCCCGCCCCACCCCCACCCCCCACACUCUGUUAUUUGGUAGAGAGAAAUGUACGGCUUUCUGAUUGGUGAGUGAAAGAGUAACUGGAGACAUGACAUAAUUUGAAGAGUUUAGACCUGCUGAGUUUUAGAAGUGAUGGGAAUUAAGAGAGCAUUUCAAUAAAAUGUGAUUUGGCUGUCUUUGGAAGAGAGGUGCAAAGCUUUCCUUUGAAGAAUUUACAUUAGCGCGGUAGGAUGUGAGGUGAGACGGUGCAUGCAAAGUGAAUGGUAUGGGUGUUGUUUGGGCCUCAUGCUUGGGGCUGAUGUCUUGGCACAGGGUAAGUGAAGGUUAAUUCCAGAAGAGAGGAAUGACUUGAAGGCAAAGGAAACAAAAGAAGGAGGUUCAGUGAAGAAAAUAAGGUUGUCCAUGAGAUUUGAAUAGAGUUUUUAGUUCCCCCAAAGUUUAAAUGCAAACAUAGUCAAGUGAGGUGGUCAUCUUUCUGCUGGUUGUGAGGGUGGAUCUGAAAAUGGAGUUUUGGGGGGAAAAUCAACAUCUAACUAGUGAGGAAAAGUGCCUAACACAAUUAGAAUCUCCUCACUCUAUAGUUGCCCAGUUGAAAGGAUGAGGAAGAGGGGCAGCUUUAUGGACUUCCAUGAGAGAAGGGAAGAAACAUUUCAGAUGCGCUUCUCAGGGCUGGCCCUUUUUGGGAUUUGGAUGAGAAAAAGGAAGUAUUAACUACUUUCUAGUAUAUCUUCAAGAAAGUUGAUCGGUGUUUACUCCCAGAUCCUCUUGAAGACCCAGAAUUAUCAGGAACAUAUAGCUCUGUGAUUCAUGAAUGUCCCCAUACUGAUGAAUUGGAGCGUCUGCAUGGAAAGCAAAGGCAGAAUUAUCCCAGCUGUGUAUUUUGAUCUUUUGGAUGCAGGUGCCUUAAUGAAGCUCUCAAAAUA
Saimiri boliviensis boliviensis (Bolivian squirrel monkey) is the source of this 3892-nucleotide messenger RNA. RefSeq names its product ETS proto-oncogene 1, transcription factor (gene ETS1). Gene Ontology annotation, biological process: regulation of transcription by RNA polymerase II; cell differentiation. Gene Ontology annotation, cellular component: nucleus. The record is from RefSeq and is a predicted model, not a curated record. NCBI's taxonomy places the organism in Eukaryota, Metazoa, Chordata, Mammalia, Primates, Cebidae. Gene Ontology annotation, molecular function: sequence-specific DNA binding; DNA-binding transcription factor activity, RNA polymerase II-specific.